Molecule: messenger RNA, 3059 nt
Organism: Equus quagga
Lineage: Eukaryota; Metazoa; Chordata; Mammalia; Perissodactyla; Equidae
Gene: NETO2
Product: neuropilin and tolloid like 2
Exons: 9
Coding region: 95-1564 (489 amino acids)
Molecular function (GO): protein binding
Source: RefSeq, a predicted model, not a curated record
GUUUGCAACCCGUCCCGUCCUGUUGUUAAUAACAGUACUUGUAGUGGAAGGGAUUGCUGUGGCCCAAAAGACCCAAGAUGGACAAAAUAUUGGAAUGAAGCACAUUCCUGCAACCCAGUGCGGCACUUGGGUUCGAACCAGCAAUGGAGGUCAUUUCGCUUCGCCCAAUUACCCUGACUCAUACCCACCCAACAAGGAAUGUAUCUACGUUUUGGAAGCUGCCCCACGUCAGAGAAUAGAGUUAACCUUUGAUGAACGUUAUUAUAUAGAACCAUCAUUCGAAUGUCGGUUUGAUCACUUGGAAGUUCGAGAUGGGCCAUUUGGUUUCUCUCCACUAAUAGAUCGUUACUGUGGGGUGAAGAGCCCCCCGUUAAUUAGAUCAACAGGGAGAUUCAUGUGGAUUAAGUUUAGUUCUGAUGAAGAACUGGAAGGACUGGGAUUUCGAGCAAAAUAUUCAUUUAUUCCAGAUCCAGAUUUUACUUACCUAGGAGGUAUUUUAAACCCCAUCCCAGAUUGCCAGUUUGAGCUCUCAGGAGCUGAUGGAGUAGUGCGUUCUAGUCAGGUAGAACAAGAAGGAAAAACGAAACCUGGGCAAGCAGUUGAUUGCAUAUGGACAAUUAAAGCUACUCCAAGAGCUAAGAUUUAUUUGAGGUUCCUAGAUUAUCAAAUGGAGCACUCAAAUGAAUGCAAGAGAAACUUCGUUGCGGUCUAUGAUGGAAGCAGUUCUAUUGAAAAUCUGAAGGCCAAGUUUUGCAGCACUGUGGCCAAUGAUAUAAUGCUGAAAACAGGAGUUGGAGUGAUACGGAUGUGGGCAGACGAAGGCAGUCGGCUUAGCAGAUUCAGAAUGCUCUUUACUUCCUUCGUGGAGCCCCCCUGCACGGGGAGCACCUUCUUCUGCCACAGCAGCAUGUGCAUCAACAACUCCUUAGUGUGUAACGGCGUGCAGAACUGUGCGUACCCCUGGGAUGAAAAUCACUGUAAAGAAAAGAAAAAAGCAGGACUGUUCGAACAAAUCACUAAAACUCACGGCACAAUUAUUGGCAUUACAUCAGGGGUUGUUUUGGUCCUUCUCAUUAUUUCUAUUUUAGUACAAGUGAAACAGCCUCGAAAAAAGGUCAUGACUUGCAAAACUGCUUUUAAUAAAACUGGAUUUCAAGAAGUGUUUGAUCCUCCUCAUUAUGAACUGUUUUCUCUCCGGGACAAAGAGAUCUCUGCAGACCUGGCUGACUUGUCAGAGGAACUGGACAGCUACCAGAAGCUGCGGCGCUCCUCCACGGCCUCCCGCUGCGUGCACGACCAUCACUGUGGGUCGCAAGCCUCCAGCACCAAACAGAGCAGGACCAACCUCAGCUCCAUGGAACUUCCUUUCCGAAAUGACUUUGCACAACCACAGCCAAUGAAAACGUUUAAUAGCACCUUCAAAAAAAGUAGCUACACUUUCAAACAGGCACAUGAGUGCCCUGAACAGGCCCUAGAAGACAGAGUAAUGGAGGAGAUUCCCUGUGAAAUUUAUGUCCGGGGCCGAGAAGAUUCUGCACAAGCAUCCAUAUCCAUUGAUUUUUAAUCUUCGACUAAAGAUGACGUUAAUUAUUAAGUGUGUACAUAUGCAGCCUGCAGGGCGGCCGCACUGUUUUCAGCGGCCAGCCCUUUUCUCCUGUCACAACUAGGAAGAUUUCCGUCUCCCGUUAACCUAUUGUAAUGGUGAAGCUUUAUUAUCUCAGGCAGUCUAUAUAUGUUAAACCAACCAAGGAACUUUUUCCAAAAUUCACUGAAAAAAAUAAUCAUCAUCUAACGCUUGGUGUCAUGUAAACGAAGCACCGGGUGAAUGGCAUUUGAGAAGAGGAGGGUUGUGCUGAGCAGGCUCAGGCUGCCUGUUACUGUAGCAGAAACACUGCUCUUGACUGGGAUAGCUUUGUCGAUAUUUUGACCCCACAGUAAGCUUAAAAAUAAGAUUUUUCUUUACAUUCCUUUUAUUUUUCUUUUCUCUAAAUUUAAUUUGUUUUAUAAGCCAGUAAUUUUGCCAUUUCAGUUUCUUAAAUAAAUAUGAGUGGUUAAUGUACUACACAUAUUCAAUAUAGGCAUUUGUUCUAGAAUUUGUCAAAAUAAAACUAGUUACUGUGGUAAGUGCCAAUUAAGACCCAGAGUUAUCUUUUGUCCAUCUGUUUCUUCUUGAGUAAUUUCUAUACUGCUGCCUUUUAAUUGCUGGAUCCUGAGUCUUUAUCUUUUGGGAGAAGUAAAUGGUAUGAUUCACGUUUCAGUCAUAUUUUGUCUUAAGUUGUAUUAUACUAGAAAGUUUCAUAAUCCUGGGAUGUAUGCACCAUUGCCAGUUAUGACUUAAAAACUUGAAAAAGGUGAAAACUUCUGGAAAUCCUUUGAAAUUUCCGAAAUUUGGUUACAUUCAGUGAUAGCCCAUUCGUUCUUAUGAGGAAAGAGUCGUUUAAUUUAUUUUUAGGGAGUUCUAUAAUUAUGUUUAUUUCCAAUGUUUGUUAUCACCAGAUCUGUGUUUCCUAUUAUUUGUAUAAAAAGAUUAUUUAGCUCCCUUUGUAUUAUUGGUUUUUCUUAUAGCAUAUGGUAACCAAGGUUGUAUGAGAGUUAAAGGAAAAUUCCUAAGAAACUGUAUAAGCCUUUAGAUUGCUUCUUACUUGGGACAAUACAUUUUUCUAGUUCUUACCAAGAAUAACAACUUCCACUUUUUUUUAAACUGCACUUUUGACCUUAUUUUCUUUUUUAUGGUAUAUAAACAAUAAUUUAUAAACAUGAUAUAAAAACCCCUUGUGUUUUUUUAGACUUUUGAUAUUAUUUGAUACUGUACAAACUUUAUUAAAUUAAGAUUAAAGACCUACAUGGCGGAUUUCUUUCAGUGUUCACAUUAGCAGCUCUGUAUACAAAUAUGCUGUGAUGGAACUGUACUCUAUAAUUUAUUGUAAAGACCUUGGUAAUGUGUACAUAAGCUUUUUGUUUCCUUUUGUUAUUGCAUUUAGUUUAUGAUACAUUUUCCACUGUGUGAUAUUUAUUGUUCUAAAUCACUACACAAAUCUUAUAUUAAAAUAUGCAUUGUU